This is a messenger RNA of Mizuhopecten yessoensis (Yesso scallop), 1863 nucleotides long. RefSeq lists its product as uncharacterized. The transcript has 2 exons. The coding region runs from base 91 to 1188 and encodes 365 amino acids. Gene Ontology annotation, biological process: DNA recombination; DNA integration. Gene Ontology annotation, molecular function: DNA binding. NCBI's taxonomy places the organism in Eukaryota, Metazoa, Mollusca, Bivalvia, Pectinida, Pectinidae. The record is from RefSeq and is a predicted model, not a curated record.
UCCGGUAUAGACGCGUUUACAGCCGAUUGGCGAGGUGUAAACGGGUGGUAUGUUCCACCAGUAUGCAAAGUGCAUUGUGUCCUGAGUUAUAUGCAGCAGUGUGGUGCAUAUGGGACCAUGGUUGUACCUCUGUGGAGGUCGGCCAGUUAUUGGCCAUUUUUAUGUCCCAAUGGUGACGGGUUUAUACCAGAGGUUUUCAAGAGGGAGAUUGCAGAGCUGCCAGGGGCCUUAGCCGGAUACGUCAAUCUCCUCCCCCAGUUAUUGGUUGAAAGUAAAGCCAGCAGCACUACAAGGGCAUACUACCAGGGAUUUUUGCGAUGGAAAACAUGGGCAUCAAAUAAGGGGAUAUCGGAGGCGGAGUGUUUUCCGGCUAAGGCCAUUCACGCGGCUCUCUAUCUCGCCUGCUUGGUACAGCAUAAUUCAACAUCUAGUCCUGUAACUCAAGUUUUUUAUAGCUUGAAAUGGGCACAUUCCAUCAUCGGUAGAGAUUCUCCUACAGAUACAUUAUUAGUGAGGAACAUUAUCGAGGGUGCAAAGAGGCGCUUGUCGGCAGCUAGGAACAGAAAGGACCCCAUUACUCCGGAACUUUUGGAAUCUAUGUAUUCCGCAAAUUAUAGUGAGAAUGACUUGUUUUCUCAACGUAUUAUUUGUUGUUGUUUGAUAGCUUACGCAGGGUUUUUACGAGUGUCCGAAUUACUUAAUUUACGCAUGCGUGAUAUCAAAAUUUCUGAGAGUCACAUGACAGUUUCAAUUCGCCACAGCAAAACCGAUGUUUACAGGGAUGGGGAUUAUGUAGUGAUAGCUAGGACGUAUACAAAGCCAUGUCCCGUAUGUAAUUUGGAGAGAUAUGUUGCACUUGCGGGAUUAAUACCUGGAUCAGAUUGGUAUCUAUUUCGAUCCAUCACUAGAACUAGCGAAGGUUUUAGGUUGCACAAUGAUAACAAGCCUCUAUCUUACACUCGGGUGCGCGAGUUGUUUAUUCAAGUUUUCUCUCCCUUCGUACCUGAUAUCAGUAAAUAUGGCUUACACAGUCUACGUUCCGGCGGGGCUACAAGCGCGGCUAACUUAAAAGUGGCGGAUAGAAUUUUCAAGAGGCACGGAAGGUGGAAGUCGGAAAACGCGAAAGACGGAUAUGUUAAGGAUUCCUUUGAGGAGAGGUUGUUAGUUUCGAAGAAUUUAGGUAUAUAACUAUAGUGACAUCCCCUUUCUUUGGUGUUCAGUACGGGGGUCGGUCGCCCCGGUUGCAAUUUAAUUAUGCGUUUGUGUUAUUUGUCACAAUAGGAGAUUGUUGGAGAAAUAUGAUUUCUUUCGUUUGAGUAAGCAGAAUUAGAACGAAAAUAUUUUCUCCGACCGGAGAGUGUGCCACUAGGUGGCGCCGUUUGGUGUCGGCGAUGCACGUGCAUUUUGGCGUACGUGUCAUUCAGGCGACCACCUUCGACAGGUAGACACGUAUUGAGUUUUUGGUACAUUUAUUCGUACUCUAUAAAGUAUUUUUACAGUCGAUGAAUUUUGGAUUAGGUAUAUCGCGCUAGCGGUAAUCUUAUUGUCUUGUACGGGGGGCACUUACAUGUAAUAUAGGUAGGAGAUAAAUAUAUAUAUAUAUAUAUGUUUUCCUCUGUUCGAUUAUUUUACCGAGAAUUAGCCUAUUUUGGCAAAUACUAUUUGUUCUUGGAAUAUGGAUAAUUAUCCAUGGUCUUAAGGUAUUCCGUUAUGGGCUCGCACCUUAGGACGAGAUGAGAGUUGAUGUACAUGGUAUUAUAGAUAUUACAUGUAUGUAUGGUGAUGGUGUAAUAAAUUCAGUACGGGGGUCGGUCGCCCCGGUUGCAAUUUAGUUAUGCGUUUGUGUUAUUUGUCACAAUAGGA